Symsagittifera roscoffensis is the source of this 688-nucleotide messenger RNA. RefSeq lists its product as uncharacterized. Lineage: Eukaryota; Metazoa; Xenacoelomorpha; Acoela; Convolutidae. The record is from RefSeq and is a predicted model, not a curated record.
ACAGCUGCUUUUUCAAUCUUCACAUGACACGUUUCAAGUCUAUUUAUCUGAGUUUUUUUAUUUCUACGAAAAAAAAAAUGUUUUUAUCGUAUUCUUGUUACUGUCAAAUUUUUGACCUAAAUUUUUACCUUAUUUGUCUUAAUUUUCUUAGCUUUGAAAUCAGAGCUGCUUCUGUUGCUGAUGGCUGGGGUGAAAACACUGUUGAAAACAUCUUCAAAGAGAGGGAUAAGAACUCAGUUCUGCUGAUAUUCAAGCUUUGCGGAUCUGUUUCGAGUGAAAUGAAAUUAAAUUUACGAGGAACGGUAGCUGAAAGCGUGACUAACUUCUGCGACGAAAAUCCGUUCUCGUGCGAUCGAUCAGACUCCAAAAUCAAUUCAUCCUACACAGACGUGCUAUGGUGGGGACGUUACCCCCAGAAAAGGGAGUUAGCAGGGGGUGCUGUGUCGUUCCAAUUGUAUGUCAGAUACCCACCCGAGAUGGAGGGAAGUGGGAACACCAAAGCACUCAUACCCAGGGACACCCUCAAAGAAAUUCUAGAAAUUAAUCGAAGCUUGAUCGAAGAUCGAUUCGGGGCUCCAAUUCUCUACAUCCUGGUGUUCGACUGGAGAUACAACUUCCUCCUCUCAGGGGUCUCUCUUUCAUUGUUACUCCUUUUCUGCACUGCCUCGGUUAUCUACAUCUUCAAGAG